Molecule: messenger RNA, 2900 nt
Organism: Xyrauchen texanus (razorback sucker)
Lineage: Eukaryota; Metazoa; Chordata; Actinopteri; Cypriniformes; Catostomidae
Product: PHD finger protein 21A-like
Exons: 18
Coding region: 333-2804 (823 amino acids)
Biological process (GO): negative regulation of transcription by RNA polymerase II
Cellular component (GO): histone deacetylase complex
Molecular function (GO): chromatin binding
Source: RefSeq, a predicted model, not a curated record
UUGAAGAAGAGUUCUUCUUGUUUUGUAUCUCAGUUUCUCUCUUUUCAACACACACUAAUUAAAUUGAAACAAACAAAAAAUAAGGUCGGUUAGCCUAGCGAAACCGAGCCUAGCGUACCGCUACAGCGAUGUGAGCGAUCGCAUCGGGGGAUUCUUUGCCGAGAUCUCGGAGUGUUUGUAAAUAUUUAUUUAAAUAAUUUGUGGGGGGAGAGAGAGAAGCACUACCGCUCAAGUGAGUAGAAGGAGGGGAGUUGGAGAGAGUAAACACCAGUCUCAGUGCCAGCUGACAGGCUGAAAGUUUCCUGGGACUCUCUUUCCGCCGAACUGGAUCAAUGAUGGAAUUGCAAACAUUACAGGAGGCCCUGAAAGUGGAAAUACAAGUCCAUCAGAAACUUGUUGCCCAAAUGAAACAGGACCCACAGAACGCAGACCUGAAGAAGCAACUUCACGAGCUCCAGGCGAAAAUCACGGCUCUGAGUGAGAAACAGAAAAAAGUGGUUGAGCAGUUGCGGAAAGAGUUGCUGGUUAAACAGGAGCCAGAACUGAAGAUGCAGACACUCCCGGCAGUAGCAGAUGGUAAAACCAUUCUGCUCACACCCACCUGUACCCCAACACAGCCUCCCACAGGGCCUCCACACAACCAGGGGGUGCCACAGAAGACUCUCACAGUGACGCCGGUCAUCACCGCAAAGACUCUACCUCUCGUGCUCAAAGCUGCCACCUCCAUGCCUGCUUCCAUGGCAACGCAACGCUCCACCGUCGCCAUGGUCACUGCCAUCAGCAACCCCCCCAGACCCGGCACCAAUUCCGACUCCCAGAGCACACCAAUCAACCUUCAGGUGGCCAGCAAACUACCCAAUCAGGACGCAGACACAACCACACGGAUCGUGUCCAAGAAUGUCAUUGUCAUGCAGGCCACCACCACCUCUGCCCAGCCUAUCAAAGUUCCCCAGUUUGUCCCUCCUCCUAGAUUGAUGCCUCGACCCACUUUUCAGCCACAGGUUCGGUCGAAACCUCCCACGCCCAACAAUGUGCCCAUUGCUCCAGCUCCCCCUCCCCCUAUGGUGGCAGCUCCCCUGAUCCAGCGGCCCCUGAUGAUCACCACCAAACUGACGUCAUCUCUGCCUGCCUCCGCUGGACCCAUCCAUCAGGUGCGCAUUGUAAACGGACAGCAGUGCACCAUUGACAAGACCAUGGCCACAGUCACAGGAAGCACCACACAAGUCACAGGCAUCGUCAUCAGCCCUGCCCAGACAAUUCAGAUCAGCAACCUUAACUCGGACAAAAAGACUGUGAAACCACAGGGAGGUUCAGAAAAUGUGGUCACGAGUACACCACCCUCAUCCUCUCCUCCCCUUCCUCCUCCUCCUCCUAAGGUCAAACGAGAAGAAAGUCCACAGAAACUUGCUUUUAUGGUCUCUCUCGGGUUGGUCACAUAUGACCAUCUUGAAGAGAUUCAGAGCAGAAGACAAGAACGCAAAAGGAGAACAACAGCCAACCCAGUGUACAGCGGAGCAGUGUUUGAACCAGAGAGGAAAAAGAGUGCCGUCACCUAUUUGAACACUCCAUUGCAUCAAGGGACCAGGAAAAGAGGUCGCCCUCCCAAAUACAGCACCACCACAACCAGCAACAGCAGUACUGCAGUGCCGGAGCUGGGCUGCAACCCCCUGCUCUCCCCCACCAGCAGCCUCCCCGCCUCCCCAGCCCCUGAGCGGCCUGAUAUAGGGGGCUUUCCCCUCUCUGUCCACCCUCAUUCUGUCCCCCAGCCCAGCCCCAGCUCCGGGGAUGGAGACAUCCAUGAGGAUUUCUGCACUGUGUGCAGACGCAGUGGACAGUUGCUCAUGUGUGACACAUGCUCGCGUGUCUACCAUCUCGACUGCUUGGAGCCGCCCCUCAAAAACAUUCCCAAAGGCAUGUGGAUCUGUCCUAAAUGUCACGACCAGAUUCUGAAGAAGGAAGAGGCCAUUCCCUGGCCAGGAACCCUUGCAAUCGUCCAUUCUUACAUUGCUUACAAAGAAGCGAAAGAAGAAGAAAAACAGAAGAUAAUGAAAUGGAGCGCUGAGCUAAAGCUGGAACGAGAGCAACUGGAACACAGAGUAAAACAGCUCAGCAACUCUAUAACGAAAUGCAUGGAGACCAAGAACAGCAUACUUGCCCGUCAGAAGGAGAUGCAGGCCUCUCUGGAGAAGGUGAAACAUCUUGUCCAUCUGAUCCAGAGCUUUAACUUGUCUCAAUCCAUGGAGACGGACGUUCUGCAGGAUACCAAACCGGACUGUGCAGAGUCAGGGAGCCUCAAAGACUCUAAGGACACUACUCAAUUCUGUUUGCAAGAGAACCCUGCCGAGCCUAAUGUGCAAGUACCUGCAGCAGUAGCAGUCCCAGAAGUGCAGGCAGAGCCAGAAGUGGGAGAAAUCGCAGAACCUGCAGCUGCAGUCACACCCAAAGCUGUGUCUGGUGAAUUGGGGGUCAUGGAAAUGCCCGAAGCCACAGUUAGCGAAGAUAUGUUGGGUGCGGCGAAAGCGGCAGAGCCAGCAGAAUUGUCCCCGAUCAGGGACGUAAAGGCCAAUGGAGGGACGGACUGUGUUUGUACUGGCUUGAACCCGGAAGUAGACAAGGGUGUGGUUGAAACUGCAGACUCUGAGAACAUUCCUCCCAAUGUCGCCAGCUGUGGAGAGGAAGCUGAAAAGAUGGAGGUGGAACGGCAGGGCAACGGAAGUUAUGGCGUCAACAACAACGGCAAAACCUCAGAACCUUCUCAGCAAGCUUUGCCAGCCCCUCUCAGCAAUGUGGACAUCCCAAAAUAGUUCUCAGCCUCAUCCUAAACACACUUGCAUCACCAAAACAUUUAAAACAGAUUUCCUAUAGCACCUUGGACUGGUGCACAAAGUUGCCAAUCUAUA